This is a messenger RNA of Zonotrichia albicollis (white-throated sparrow), 1246 nucleotides long. The record is from RefSeq and is a predicted model, not a curated record. NCBI's taxonomy places the organism in Eukaryota, Metazoa, Chordata, Aves, Passeriformes, Passerellidae.
CCCCGCCGCUCUGUGUUUUGUCGCGCUGUGUCGCAGCGUGGUGGCGGAGCAGCUCAUCCCGCUGCUCUUCCUAUCCAGACACGGCUCCGUCCUGUGGGCUCUGCCGCCGCCUCCCUGCCGAGAUCCCGCUGCUUUGGGGUCACUGCUGCCAGCUGUCGUUAGUCUUUAAUGAAUUAAGAGCUCUCUAAGAUUAGACACGAAGGGUUUUUUUCCUCCUGUAGGCUCUGAGUGCAGAGGGCUGUGGGAAUUGCCAGUGAAAAAUCCUUUUUAUUCUUGACCAAGGUGGCUGUGGCUCUCAGGGGAAAGACACUUCAGGUGGGCUUUCGGUUCUACAAAAGCCUCUCCCAGGCUGGCUCCAGGCAUCAGAGGAAGGAGAACACGGUGUUAUUUUGGCUGAAGUGCUCAGCUUCAAGACUUCACUUUGUUCCUCACAGCUUGGAGGGAUAUGAAGCCAAUUGGAAAAGUGCUUUGUGCUACAGGGGUUGUAGCUGGGCUCGUAGCUUUCUUCUGGAAAGACGACUUUAACCCAGAGAGCCUGUCUGGUGCCCGUGUUCUCGUGACUGGAGCCAGUGCUGGGAUUGGAGAGCAGAUAGCAUAUCACUAUGCCAGGUUUGGUGCUGAGAUUGUGGUGACUGCCAGGAGGGAAGCUGUGCUGCAGAAGGUAAUGGAGAAAUGCCUGACACUUGGAGCAAAGAAAAUAUUUUACAUCCCUGCAGAUAUGUCUUCCCCUUCAGAGCCUGAGAGGGUGGUGCAGUUUGCUGUCCAAAAGCUGGGGGGCCUGGAUUACCUGGUGCUGAACCACAUCGGCACCAACCGCUUCCAGGAGUGGGCUGGGGAUGUGGAGUACACGCGCUGGCUCCUGCAGGUGAAUUUUUUGAGUUAUGUGGCUCUUGCAACAGCAGCUCUUCCCACCCUGGAGAAGAACAGAGGUGCUCUGGUGGUUGUUUCUUCCCUCACAGGGAAAAUGCCCACUCCCUUCACCACUUCCUACUCUGCCACCAAGUUUGCCCUGGAUGGAUUCUUCAGCUCGCUGCGCCACGAGCUCAUCAUGCAGAGCAGGGAUGUGUCGGUCACCCUGUGCAUCCUGGGCCUGAUUGACACUGACUCGGCGCUGGAGCACACCAGGGGCAAAGUGCUGCUCAGNCUGGGGCCAGGGGACAUCAGCUCCUCAUGCCAAGAUCUGAAUAACUUCAGACUAAACUUAGUGUAUGAUUAUUUCACGUUUGAGAUAGAUUUUGAAGAAUAA